Messenger RNA from Drosophila busckii, 825 nucleotides. RefSeq lists its product as uncharacterized. Bases 211 to 825 code for a protein of 204 amino acids. NCBI's taxonomy places the organism in Eukaryota, Metazoa, Arthropoda, Insecta, Diptera, Drosophilidae. The record is from RefSeq and is a predicted model, not a curated record. The transcript is spliced from 5 exons.
UUGAUUUAUAUUCAAUGCAGGACCCGAUGCGUCUUCGCAGUUGAGCUGGCUUAAGCACUCGUUCUUAUCCCUUGUAAUAUUAGCUGAUGUAUUAACGUUUUGGCACUGAACUGCCAAUUUGCUGUUGUUGACGCUGUGCAUGCGAGACGUUUGUUACAAUUGAAAUUGUAUUGCCUUUGGAAGCAGAAAGUAAACAAGCAACCAACAACCAUGAGCCAAGCACAUCAGCAACAUGAGCAGUUGCAACGACAACGUAGACGCUGCCGCCAACCGGUCGAGCCUUGCGAGUGCUUACGUCCUGUGAUAAGGGUUUUUGGUCUACUGACUUCAUUCGUUAUCUGUGGAGUGGGCGUAGAUGUCUACAUGCAUGGAUAUCAGGCGGGAAUGUAUAUACUUUUUUCAGCUUUGCUGGUGCUGUUCAUUGAGAUAAAAUGGCUGAUAACCAUAUUCCUGCGGCUGCAAUGCGGCGACGAUAAUUACCAGAACACCGACUUCUGCCUGGCCUGCUGGCGUUUCUCAUCGCUGCUUGGCGGCUGGCGACCAGCGCCCAUAUAUAUUGUCUUGGGUGUAACUCUGGCCUUGUAUCCACACAAUCUUUGGCUGAGCUAUGUGGCGGGCAUGUUGCUGUGCCUGUUGGCGCUGCUGAGGCUCAGCACGUUGCUGAAACUUCUGGGCGGUGGUGCGCAUUUUAAGGACGAAGGCUUGCUGCCACAGUGCGAAUUUGAAAAAGUUUCCAGCUUUGUGGAUAGCGUGGAGGAUGAUUUCGCGGAGGUCAUUGUCUCGCAGGAAAAUGACGAGCCGCCCAUGGAUGACGAUGUUUGCUAA